AUGGCCUGGGACUCCCUGUGCAGCGGGGACUUGCUGCGCCCCAAGAUAAGAAGUGCCUCAAGCCAGACGCCUGCCAGUCAGCGCAGUGCGGGAACACCGUCCCUGGAGGAGCUGCGGCGCCUGCUCUGCACACACGCACGUCCCACGGGGCAUGUGGAUGAAGUCUGGCCAAACCUUUACGUGGGAGACCUGUAUGUUGCUCGUGACAAAACACAGCUGAGCCAAAUGGGCAUCUCUCAUGUUGUGAAUGCUGCUGCAGGGCGAUUUCACAUCGACACUGGACGCAACUUCUACAAAGACCUGCCUGUGGAUUACUAUGGAGUAGAAGCAGAGGACAACCCAAACUUUGAUCUCAGCAUUUACUUCUACCCAGUCGCUCGAUACAUAAGAGCAGCACUGAAUUCCCCAAGAGGCAAAGUACUAGUUCACUGUGCAAUGGGAAUCAGUCGAUCUGCAACUCUAGUCCUUGCUUUCUUAAUGAUCUGUGAAGAUAUGUCCCUCACUGAAGCCAUUCAGACUGUGCGCGCACACAGAGGGAUCUGCCCCAACUUCGGCUUCCUCAAGCAGCUUCAGGAGUUGGACCUCCAGUUAGGAAGUGGGAAAGGCAGAGGAGCAGAGGCCUGCUAG
Mesitornis unicolor (brown roatelo) is the source of this 627-nucleotide messenger RNA. Its product is annotated as dual specificity protein phosphatase 13 isoform B-like. Lineage: Eukaryota; Metazoa; Chordata; Aves; Mesitornithiformes; Mesitornithidae. Gene Ontology annotation, cellular component: cytoplasm. The record is from RefSeq and is a predicted model, not a curated record. Gene Ontology annotation, molecular function: MAP kinase phosphatase activity; protein tyrosine/serine/threonine phosphatase activity. The coding region runs from base 1 to 627 and encodes 208 amino acids. Gene Ontology annotation, biological process: protein dephosphorylation; negative regulation of MAPK cascade. The transcript is spliced from 3 exons.